This is a messenger RNA of Polychytrium aggregatum, 1386 nucleotides long. RefSeq names its product aminotransferase. Gene Ontology annotation, biological process: branched-chain amino acid metabolic process. The coding region runs from base 139 to 1263 and encodes 374 amino acids. The transcript has 2 exons. The record is from RefSeq and is a predicted model, not a curated record. NCBI's taxonomy places the organism in Eukaryota, Fungi, Chytridiomycota, Chytridiomycetes, Polychytriales. Gene Ontology annotation, molecular function: branched-chain-amino-acid:2-oxoglutarate transaminase activity.
GCUUUAUAUCGCCAUCGUCUUUCCGCUGCAGCACCGUCCCAUCGUCCUGCUGAGCCCGAUCGUCUCCACCGCCUUACGAUCCCGGCCCUCUCCCGUCCCUUUCUCUUGCUCGACCUGCGAUCCCCCGCACCCGGAGCCAUGCCCCAGAACCGUGCCCCCGCUCCCUCGGCUUCCGCCAUCGACUGGAACAACCUGAGAUUCAACAUCAUCCCGACCAACUCGCACAUCCGCUACACCUGGAAGAAUGGCCAGUGGGACGAUGGCGUCGUCGAGACCGAUCCAUACAUCACGCUGAGCAUCGCCGCCACGGUCCUCCAUUAUGGCCAGUCCUGCUUCGAGGGCCUCAAGGCUUUCCGCAUGAAGGAUGGCAAGGUCCGGGUGUUCCGUCCCGAGCUCAACGCCGAGCGGCUCAUCGACUCGUGCCAGACCGCCUCGAUGCCUGCUCCGAGCGUCGAGCUGUUCCUUGACGCCGUUCGCAAGGCCGUCGAGGCCAACAUCGAGUUUGUCCCGCCCUACGGCUCCAUGGGCUCGAUGUACAUCCGGCCUUUUGUCUUUGGCUCCGGCCCGCAGAUCGGCCUGCACGCCGCCGAGGAGUACACCUUCAUGAUCUUUGUCAACCCCGUCGGCGACUUUUACAAGGGCGGCGUCGGCAACCCCGUCACGGCCCUGAUCCAGCACUCGCUCGAUCGCGCAGCUCCAUACGGCAGUGGCCAUCUCAAGCUCGGCGGCAACUAUGCACCGAUCCUCAAGCCAACCGAAGAGGCCCACAAGCGCGGAUACACAGUCAAUCUGUUCCUCGAUGCCGCCGAGCACAAGUACGUCGAGGAGUUUGCCACCUCCAACUUUGCCGCUCUCACCCCGGUCGUCAACGGCACACGCACCUACGUCACCCCAAAGAGCCGUUCGAUCUUGAACUCGGUCACCAACCGCUCGCUCGAGGAGCUGGCCCAUGCUGUCUUUGGCUGGACAACUCAGCGCCGUGCUGUCGAGUGGACCGAGGUCGAAAACGGCGCCUUCAAUGAAGUUGCUGCCUGCGGCACCGCCGUGAUCCUCACUCCGGUCAAGGAGAUCCACCGGGAGAUUGUGGACGAGGCCACGGGCAAGGUCGACACCCAGAUCGUGACCAUGUCGCCAGAGGGCCAAAAGUUCGAGGGCUUCCGAGGACUCUAUCAGGCCUACCGCGCUCUCCAGUAUGGCGAGCUCGAGGGCUGGGAAAAGUUUGGGUGGAUGUGGCCGGCCCAGGGUCUCGAAGACCUUGCUUAAGGCACUGCAUGACCAUCAUCCGACCCUCAAUCGCUAGACUCAUCUAACAACGCACAAGCUGUGCAGCAGAGCACUGUUUUGAGAGGCAGCCUUCUUUUUUUUUUUGAUGUGAAUACAAACUCA